This is a messenger RNA of Laetiporus sulphureus 93-53, 561 nucleotides long. RefSeq lists its product as uncharacterized. Bases 1 to 561 code for a protein of 186 amino acids. The transcript is spliced from 4 exons. NCBI's taxonomy places the organism in Eukaryota, Fungi, Basidiomycota, Agaricomycetes, Polyporales, Laetiporaceae. Gene Ontology annotation, cellular component: CHRAC; nucleus. The record is from RefSeq and is a predicted model, not a curated record. Gene Ontology annotation, molecular function: protein heterodimerization activity.
AUGUAUAGCAAAAGAGAAACUGCUGGAGUUCGUGAUGCCUCCCCGGAUGUUCCUCCACCGCCCUCGCCUACCGCACUCUCGGAGUCAUCACGCGCUAGUACCGCGUCUUGGGAGCCCCCAAUAGACGGUUCACUCUUCGAGGAAGCUGCUGAAGACGGUCCUCGGUCAGGGCCAUUUUCUGAUAACGAUAUGGACAUGGAGGGAGCUCCUGCUAUUGCUGAGGACCAUGCAAGACCAAAUGCCAGGAAGGAAAAAGCUGCCUUCAACGCGACGCGAGAACCUGGCAAAUCGCAUCUGCCAUUCUCGAGAGUGCAGAAAAUCCUGAAGGCAGACAAGGAAUUGCCUCUCGUGCAAAGAGAAGCGGUCUGGCUUAUCUCAGUAGCGACGGAAGAGUUUAUCAAGCGUAUGGCAGAAGCAGUUGAACGUAUGGCAGCUCGAGAGAGACGGACAACAGCGCAACAACGAGACGUCGCCUUGCUCGUGCAGAGAGCAGACGAAUAUGCUUUCCUGGAGGGACUUAUCGAGGAGCAGUCUGUACGACGCAAACCAGUAGCACCAUAG